Molecule: messenger RNA, 1213 nt
Organism: Lipotes vexillifer (Yangtze River dolphin)
Lineage: Eukaryota; Metazoa; Chordata; Mammalia; Artiodactyla; Lipotidae
Gene: RNF148
Product: ring finger protein 148
Exons: 1
Coding region: 145-1050 (301 amino acids)
Source: RefSeq, a predicted model, not a curated record
GUUAGAAGGAGCAAGAUAGAAGGCCUUUUCCAUUUACGUGCUUUAAUGAUCUACUGCCAACACUUGAAGGUAGCUUCUUGACUUUCUUUUACAACGGAUGUUUUUUUUUCCUUCAUGUUUGUCAGUUAAUAGGCAAAUGGAGGAAUGAGCCUACUUAGAAUUACUCCUUCAAUUCAUAUUUCUGUUUCAUCUCGACUGUUGAGGCUUAGCAUCUUUCUACUACUUAGCCUUCCUGACUCAAAAGGAAGAGCCAUUUGGACAGCCCACCUGAAUAUAACGUUUCAGAUGGGAAAUCAGAGUAUAUCAGAAUUAGGAGAGAGUGGAGUGUUUGGGAAUCAUUCUCCUCUGGAAAGGGUGUCUGGUGUGGUGGUACUUCCUGAAGGAUGGAAUCAGAACGCUUGUAAUCCUAUGACCAAUUUCAGCAGGCCUGAGCGAGCAGACUCUUGGCUGGCCCUCAUUGAAGGAGGAGGCUGUACUUUCACACACAAAAUCAACGUGGCAGCAGAGAAGGGAGCAAAUGGGGUGAUCAUCUAUAACUAUCCAGGUACGGGCAACAAAGUAUUUCCCAUGUCUCACCAGGGAACGGAAAAUAUAGUCGCAGUGAUGAUAGGCAACCUGAAAGGCAUGGAACUUUUGCACUUGAUUCAGAAAGGAGUCUGUGUGACGAUCAUCAUUGAAGUGGGGAGGAUGCACAUGCCCUGGCUGAGCCAUUAUGUCAUAUCUCUGUUUACCUUUGUGGCUGCCACAGUGGCCUACCUGUUCCUGUACUGUGCCUGGAGACCUCGAGUGCCCAAUUCUUCCACCAGGAGGCGGAGACAGGCAGAUGUGAAGAAAGCUAUUGGACAGCUUCAACUGCAAGUGCUCAAAGAAGGGGAUAAGGAACUAGAUCCAGAUGGAAACAAUUGUGUUGUUUGCUUUGACAUAUACAAGCCUCAAGAUGUAGUACGUAUUUUAGCUUGCAAACAUUUUUUCCAUAAGGCAUGCGUCGACCCCUGGCUUUUAGCCCAUAGGACAUGCCCCAUCUGCAAGUGUGACAUUCUGAAAACUUAAGAAAACCAGAGAAUCUCCUGAAGAUGUAACUGAGUCUUACCAAAGGUUACAAUUAAGAUGAAUUCUGUUUUAGCACUUUAGAGAGAAUUCAACUGCAGCUUGUCUACGCAAGUACUAAAGAGGGUGACAUUUGUGUGCUUUAAAAAUAAAACUCCAUAUCAUG